Messenger RNA from Peromyscus maniculatus bairdii (prairie deer mouse), 2136 nucleotides. RefSeq names its product tRNA methyltransferase 2B (gene Trmt2b). Gene Ontology annotation, biological process: RNA processing. NCBI's taxonomy places the organism in Eukaryota, Metazoa, Chordata, Mammalia, Rodentia, Cricetidae. The record is from RefSeq and is a predicted model, not a curated record. Gene Ontology annotation, molecular function: RNA binding; tRNA (uracil(54)-C5)-methyltransferase activity, S-adenosyl methionine-dependent.
CGGGCUAGGGAGCCGCGCACCAGGAAGUGACUCGCCCCCGUGACCUCCGGCCCGCGGCUCUGUCUGCUGGCCUUUUGGUUUGCCACUGUACGUCCGUCGGAGGCUUUAGUGGCUCCGAAGGUGGAUAAAAGAAAAGGAAUGUCAGAGGCAUGACUAACCUGCUAGAAGCCAUCUCGGUAGCAUCAAGAGAAGAGUCCUGAUGCACAACCCAAGACUAUUCCUUUCCAGGGUGGGUUUCUUCUCCAAAUCAGGACUUCUUCCUUGGUAUACCACAAACCCACCAGAUUUGUCACAGUCCUUUUGGGGCAGAGCACAUAAGGGAGAUUUCACCAGUGUGACAGUCAGGAAGCAUCCAAGCCGACAACAGUAUCAGAAGAAACAAAGGCACUUUAGCUCACUAGAGGACUCCUGGCAGGAGAGGCUGGCUGAUGUUGUGACUCCACUCUGGAGGCUGAGCUAUGAAGAGCAGCUCAAGGUGAAAUUUGAAGCUCAGAAGAAAAUUAUACAGAGACUAGAGUCGUCCCUACGAGUGCUCCAUGGAGUCAGUGGGAGAGUGGCCGCACCCCAUUCUGAGGGCCUGCACUGUCACCUCCAUCCUAUUAUACCCUCUCCCAUCAUCAAUGGCUACCGAAAUAAGUCCACCUUCUCUGUGAACCGGAGCCCAGACGGCAACCCAAAGACUGUGGGGUACUACCUAGGAACGUGGAAAGAUGGGAAUAUUGUCUGUGUACCGUGUAGCCAUCUGAAAAACAUCCCGGAAAAACACAGUCAAGUUGCUCAGUACUAUGAAGUAUUCCUUCGACAGUCUUCAGUGGAACCCUGUCUUCUGUUUCAUGAAGGUGGACACUGGCGUGAGCUCACAGUUCGAACCAAUAGCCAAGGACACACAAUGGCUAUCAUCACUUUUCAUCCCCAGGGAUUAAGUCAGGAGGAGCUCUGUGUUCAGAAGGUGACCUUGAGGGACUUUUUCACUAAAGGCCCUGGAGCAGUCUGUGAAUUGACCUCACUCUAUUUCCAGGAAAGCACCAUGACCCGUUGCAGUCAUGAGCAGUCCCCCUACCAGCUCCUGUUUGGGGAACCCCACAUCUUUGAAGAUCUUCUGGGUUUGAAGAUCCGCAUCUCUCCAGAUGCCUUCUUCCAGAUUAAUACUGCUGGUGCAGAAUUGCUGUAUCAGACCAUUGGGGAACUGAGUGGAGUGGACUCCAGUACCAUCCUCCUUGACAUUUGCUGUGGAACAGGUGUAAUUGGCCUUUCUCUGGCUCAGCGUGCAUCCCAGGUCCUUGGCAUUGAGCUGGUGGAGCAGGCAGUAGAAGAUGCCAGGUGGACUGCAGCCUUCAAUGGUGUCACCAACUGUGAGUUUCAUGCUGGAAGAGCAGAGAAGAUUUUGCCACAGUUGUUGAAGUCGCAGGAAGAUGAGAAGUUAACUGUUGCUGUGGUGAACCCUGCCCGUGCUGGACUGCAUUACCAAGUGGUGCAAGCCAUUCGGAACUGCAGGGCCAUCCAGAGGCUAGUUUUUGUUUCCUGCAAGCCGCAUGGUGAAAGCACAAGGAACUUCAUUGAGCUAUGCUGUCCUCCAAACUCUGCUAAGAAGCUCCUCGGUGAACCUUUUGUCCUGAGACAAGCUGUACCUGUGGAUUUGUUUCCCCACACCCCACACUGUGAGCUGGUACUCCUCUUCACUCGAGAAGACUAGGAGACUGCAGGCUUGUAAGGAUGACGUUUCAGAGACGUCCAGUGACUCAUCACAUGAAGAACCUUGGGAGAGGUUUGGACGGCAGUCCUAGGACCAUUGUUGCAGCGACUUUGAACAAACCAAAUGAACUCCUUUGAACUUCAGAUACCUCAUCUAUGAAAUGGAGAUGGUGCAGGGCGAGUAUCUCUCAUCUGAAAUACUUGGGGGCAUGAGAAGCAAUACCCAAGAGUAGAAACAACCUAUGCAAAAUUGUCUCUUCCUGUUAACUCUUUUGGGCCUUUCUGGUAGAUUUUCAAUUGUCUGAAGAGUUUGGGGAAGCUAAAAACAGUUACCAAGUAACCGAGUAAUAACCACAGUGGGUCUAGGAAAGCAAAGAUCAUACCUUCUGUUUUCCAGAAUUGUGUUUUCUCCUGGAGGCUCUUUAUAUUAAAAUCUGUCCAGAA